AUGGCUGCCCAAGCACCAGCCGAAGAUCGGGCCGGCGGUCCUACCAUCGACUCUAUCGAACCUGUCCGCGAGACACAAGCACAAGCGAACACGGUCCAGGAGAAGGCGGCCCAGUUCCUUGCGGAGCACGGAGGAGGCGAUACGACCUUCACUUAUGAAGAAGAACAAGCUGUGCUGAAGAGAAUCAAUCUUCGCAUCUUGCCUCUGAUUCUUGGAGCGUACUUCUUCCAGCAAAUGGACAAGAGUUCUCUCAGCUAUGUCUCCAUCUUUGGCAUCAAAGAAGACGCCCACCUGGUUGGGAAACAAUACUCCUGGCUCGGUUCGAUCUUGUACAUUGCUCAACUCGUCAUGCAACCCGUUGCGGCCUGGAUCCUCGUCAAACUACCCAACGGAAAGGUCAUCGCCACUGCCAUCCUCUUAUGGGGUUCAUCGCUGGCCAUCAUGUCCUCCUGCACCAACUUCAGCUCCCUUCUCGGCCUGCGAUUCAUGCUCGGCUCUUUCGAGGCCAUGAUUGCACCGUCGUGCCUGGCCGUCACGACUACAUGGUGGAGGAGAAGCGAGCAGACGCUGGUUACGAGUUCCUGGAACGCCAUGAACGGCGUGACGUUUAUCGUCGGAAGUCUGUUCACCUACGGCCUGGGCCACAUCAACAGCGACAAGCUCUACAAGUACCAGAUUAUCUUCUUGUUCUGUGGCCUACUUACCGUCACCUACUCCUUCAUUGUUCUCAUCUUCAUGCCUGACUCACCCAUGUCCGCCAAGUACCUGACCGAGAGAGAAAAGGUCAUCGCCGUUGAGAGACUUCGAGCAAACCAGAUGGGUAUCCAGUCUGGAGUCUGGCGCUGGGACCAUGUCUGGGAAACGUUCCUGGACCUGAAGACCUGGUGCUGGUUUAUUCUCAUCAUCGCCAUCUCCAUCGCUAGUGGUGGCAUUUCCACCUUUGGUAACUUGAUCGUCCAGUCAUUUGGAUACAGCAGUUUCACAACCAUCCUGUUCAAUAUUCCCUUUGGAGCCAUCCAGAUCAUCGCCAUCAUGGGGAGCGGUUGGGUCGCUACCCGGAUUCAAAAGAAGGGCAUCGUCAUUGCGGGCGUGGCAAUCAUCCCAGCCAUUGGUACUGUCCUGAUGCUUACUGUACCGCGUGAACACAAAGGUGUUUUGCUGUUCGGAUACUACUUGGUCUCUGCACUGGCCGCCAUUACGCCUCUAAUUUUUACAUGGCAAGCCCAGAACACCGCCGGCGACACCAAGAAGAAGACCACAUCUGCCGUAGUCUUCAUCGGCAUGUGCACGGGCAACAUCAUCGGGCCGCUGUUGUACUCCGUUGAUGACGCCCCGGUGUACCGUCCCGGCUUGAUCUCCAACCUCAUCAUGCUGAUUCCUCUUUACCUCAAGUACCUCAACGUCCAGCAUGCCAAGCGCCGCGCGGCACUCGGCAAGAGCACAUUGAUCGUUGACGAGUCGAUGAUGCGCAACAAGGAUAAGCAGCAAGGCAAGGCGGUUGAAAUUGAAGAGGACCCAAGUGAAGUCCAGCCUCGUGCGAUUGAGGAAGAUCACGGCCUGCAGGAUAUGACGGAUCUGAAGAACGAGGACUUUAUUUUUGUGUACUAG
This is a messenger RNA of Colletotrichum orchidophilum, 1608 nucleotides long. Its product is annotated as major facilitator superfamily transporter. Lineage: Eukaryota; Fungi; Ascomycota; Sordariomycetes; Glomerellales; Glomerellaceae. Gene Ontology annotation, cellular component: membrane. Gene Ontology annotation, molecular function: transmembrane transporter activity. The record is from RefSeq and is a predicted model, not a curated record. The coding region runs from base 1 to 1608 and encodes 535 amino acids. The transcript is spliced from 6 exons. Gene Ontology annotation, biological process: transmembrane transport.